Messenger RNA from Loa loa (African eye worm), 1326 nucleotides. Its product is annotated as Clp1. The transcript has 10 exons. The coding region runs from base 11 to 1312 and encodes 433 amino acids. Gene Ontology annotation, biological process: tRNA splicing, via endonucleolytic cleavage and ligation. Gene Ontology annotation, cellular component: nucleus; mRNA cleavage factor complex. Gene Ontology annotation, molecular function: polynucleotide 5'-hydroxyl-kinase activity. The record is from RefSeq and is a predicted model, not a curated record. Lineage: Eukaryota; Metazoa; Nematoda; Chromadorea; Rhabditida; Onchocercidae.
UUCAGAAAUUAUGGAGUCAGCGAAAUCGCCUCCGGAGCAAAUUGUCCAAGAAUUUACUUUAAAAGAGGAUAACGAACUGCGUUUUGAGGUCGCAAAUGGUGAUGUGAUGUUAGAACUUGUGGAUGGACGUGCGGAAGUUUUUGGAACUGAGCUUAUUCAGCACAAAAAAUACAUCUUUCCAGCUGGAUCAAGAGUAGCUGUGUUUACGUGGAUGAAGGCUGUCGUGGAACUUGUUGGGAAAACAGAAAGUGCGUAUGUUGCCGAACAGACUCCAAUGAUCAUUUAUUUGAAUACACAUGCAGCUUUGGAACAACUACGUGAGCAUGCUGAAUCAGUAGUUAUGCAACAAGAACAAGCUCGUGGACCAUCCUUAAUGAUAGUUGGUCCAACAGAUGUGGGUAAAACAACGGUCUGUCGUAUUCUUUGUAAUUAUGCAGUUCGGGUGGGUCGAACACCAAUAUUUGUUGAUUUGGAUGUUGGACAGGGAAGUAUUUCUGUCCCUGGAACUGUUGGAGCACUCUAUAUCGAGAAAACAGCCGAUAUUGUUGAAGGUUUCGACAAGAAAGCACCCUUAGUAUAUCAUUUUGGGAAUCUUUCACCCGGUUCCAACAUUCCACUCUACGAUUUAUUGGUAAAGCAACUUGCGGAAGCAGUAUCGAAAAGACGAAAAUCUAGCCAAGAUGCUACUUAUGGCGGGGUAAUAAUCAAUACAUGUGGUUGGGUCAAAGGAGAAGGGUAUGCAUGUUUAGUAAAUGCAGCAGAAGAGUUUGAAGUUGACGUUGUUAUUGUAUUAGACCAUGAGCGGUUAUAUAAUGAGCUGCAACGAGAUUUACCAUCUUUUGUUAAGAUUUUGCAUCAGCCGAAGUCCGGUGGAGUUGAAAAUCGUUCAAAAGAAGUUAGAAUGUCGAGUCGCAAUGCUGCUGUACAUAAGUAUUUCUAUGGUACACGCGCAAUGCCGCUUUAUCCUCAUACAUUCGAGAUAUCAUUUGAUGAAGUUCAGUUUUGCAAAAUUGGCUGCGAACGAUUGCCUAUAGAAUGUUUACCAUUUGGAAUGAAAGUUGAUGAUCACAGAACAAAAGUAGUACCAGUGGAACCAUCAGAAGAUUUGGUACAUCAUCUUGUAUCGCUUUCGAUGUGUGCGACUGUGGAUCAGUCAGUACUAACAACGAACGUGAUGGGUUUUAUUGUGAUUACGGCAGUGGAUAUGGAACGGGAAAAGCUAACAGUACUGAGUCCACAACCAUAUCCACUACCAUCCAAGGUUCUCAUUUUUAGCGAAGUAACAUUUAUUGAUGAUAAGGAGCGGACUUAAAGCUUCUACUAGAG